UACUACUAAUCUUUUUUUCUGAAAGGGGGGGUGUCCUCUCUGCCAUCAGCAUUGGACAGCAGCCGAGUGCUCCGACCUUUUCAAUCAUCUUUAAAAAAGCUGCUGGGAAGCUUCUGCAAACACACGGACACGCACUCGCUGACCUGCUGCUGAUACCGGGCAAGAUGUUCUGCAGACGGGCACUGCUGAGAGUCGGGCCGCUGGCACGGAGGGCUUUCAAACCUACAUCCAGACAUGCUCCAGUGCGACACAUGGCCUUCGGGGUUCCUGGUGGCUCCAGCAACAUGGCGUACUUUGUUUUGUGUGGAGGAGGCCUGACUGCUGCAGUCGUCUAUGCCUACAAGACGGUCAACGGUGAUAGCGAGCGCUAUGAGGACAGGCUCGCCAACAUGGGCUCCGCGGCAAAGGCUCCUGAGGCAGAGGCAGCACCAGAAGUGGCAGCUCCUGCAGCCGAACCCGCCCCGGUGGAGGAGGCGGGGCCGACCGCAGAAGUCGCCGAAGAGGUUGUGGUCGAGGAGGCAGCUGCCGAGGCUGUCCCUGCUCCUGCAGAACCAGUAGCGGAGACCGCCGCCGAACCGGUCGUUGACGCCGCGUCUGAAGAAGCAGCAGCCGCCGUGGCCUCGGAGGGGGUGGUUGCUGAGGCUGCAGCUGAGCCAGCAGUCCCAGAAGAAGCUGCUCCACCUGUAGAAGCAGUUCCUGAAGCUGUGGAAGUGGCUGCCACAGAGGAAACCCCUGCAGCAGAGGCCCCGGCAGUCGAAGCCCCUGCAGCAGAGAGCGCUGGUACGGCAGCAGUAGAAGAAGUCCCUCCCGCUCCCCCCGCUGAGGCAGAGACUGGCUCUGCAGCCCCUGAGGCUGAGGCAGCCCCUGCUGCAGAGGUGGCUGCAUAAAGCUGUGAGGGUGCAAUAGCCGCCCAGAAAGUAGGGCUAGAGUCAGAUGUGCUGUGUCCCAAACCUCUGGCCCUGGAAAAAGCACCCAUGAACCCCUAUUUUGAUUUUUAAAAAUGUUUAGUUUUCACUUCUAGUUGGUUAUUAAAUACCAGUUGGGGGUUCAUCAGUCCAGUUUCCGGGUGCCUUCCUUCCCUUACCUCAUCCCAACCUUCAGACCCAAAUCUGAACAUUUGGCAUUCGGCUGUGUUUAAGAUUCAGUUUGGAAAAUUCAGUUUCUAUAGGAUUGGCUGCUAUACAGUUAAUAGGAGUGUUGAACUAGGUGAUAUAAGGGACAGAACUGAGUUGAUGACUAAUGUUGAUCUCCUUGAAAUAUUAUUCUAAGUGCCCUUAAAACAGGACAGCCCGGCAUUUUCUUCCUUAUCUCAAAAUGUCAGCACGGUGAAUGAAUGUAGCCCGUUUUGAUAAGUUGUUUAAGUUGUCUUUUCUCGUUCCAACACUAUUUGCACUUGGUCUUCUUCUGCUCAGCAAACGCUUACUUCCAGCUGUAGCCCAUGAAUCUUUGCAAAAACGGCGGAGAGAUGGAACACUGUCGGUGUACUACUUCAUUUCGUGAACUGUCUCGCUGUGAAGUUUGACCAAAAACGGCUCUUCAGCUCUUGUCCAGUUUUCUUAAUCAUUUUUGCGCAUCUCCUCUUUCCUAUUUGCUUCAUAAUGACCUUGCACAUUCAAAUACUUACUACUACUACUUACUAAUUCACCAGCCAUGUAUUUUUUGCAGUGUUAACUCUCUUUUUACACGUUUCUUUACUUUUUUUUAAAUGUGAAAUCUUUCAGGGAACACUACAGAAAAUUCAUUCAUCUGUCUUUGAGCAAGUUGUCAUUAUGAUUAAUAGUUUUUUCAAACAAUAAAACAUUACUGGAUGAGAACAAAGUGUCUCAAUAUUGGAUUUU
Perca flavescens (yellow perch) is the source of this 1838-nucleotide messenger RNA. RefSeq names its product cytochrome c1. Gene Ontology annotation, biological process: anterograde axonal transport. Bases 165 to 887 code for a protein of 240 amino acids. The record is from RefSeq and is a predicted model, not a curated record. Gene Ontology annotation, cellular component: mitochondrion. The transcript has 4 exons. NCBI's taxonomy places the organism in Eukaryota, Metazoa, Chordata, Actinopteri, Perciformes, Percidae.